Prorocentrum cordatum is the source of this 519-nucleotide messenger RNA. Lineage: Eukaryota; Dinophyceae; Prorocentrales; Prorocentraceae. The record is from the annotation of a GenBank genome assembly.
AUGCCCGACCUCAGCGUAGGGUGGGAACAGCGCGGCUGCUCCUCGGGCGGGGCGGGCCGGCGCGAGGCCGGAGCGGCCCCGAGGCCGGACGGCCGCCGGGGGCCGACGGGGGCGCCCGAGAGCACCGCGGGCCUCGAAGCUCGAAGCCGACUCGAGGUCGAUGCUUCUCCCCCAGAGCAGGCCAGCGAGGGCCGCGUCGCGAUCGCCGUCGCCGCGGCGCGCGCGGUCACCGUCGCCGAGGCGGAGGUGGUCGUGGGGACGCCGCUGAAUACCGGGGAGCCGACGUGGCAAGCGGUGAUACUGAUCGCGCGGGACGGCCAGCACGCCAUGAACCACUCCGGGAAUGUGCGGACCAUCGCCUUCCGUGGCCCGUCCAGACAGAGCAAAGACGCUGCCAUGAAGGACGCGCAGCAGUUCGACGAUGCGGCACCGGAAGGCCAAAAAGGCGUGCGCUUGGUCGCGCAGGCCCUCCAGAAGACGAAGAAGGGCGGCAGCCAUGCCGACGAUCCCAACCACUAA